AAAACCACAGGAGCACAAACCACGCUUUAUCCUGCCAGUGUGUCCCGCGCAGUACACGUUAGUCACAGGAAACCCCUUAACUCACCCAGCACUCUGUACACGCUCACACACACUGCUGCAGCCUGCUCACAAAGGAGGAUGGCCAUGAGGAAAAUGAAUGAGAUGUGGAGAAGGAUGGCUUUGGCUUUGGCGCUGUGUGUUCUGCUCUUCCAUAGUUGCCUGGGACAGGAUACAUCUCCAGCAAGCCCUGUUGCUCUUACUGUUACAAGAAUAGUGAUGCUCACAAACCCAACGACCGCCCCAGCUACUGGUGCUGCUAAUGCCCCAACUGACACUGCUAUCUCUAAUGCGCCCGAGGACACCAAAGCAUCUCAAACAAUUGCACCUGUAACUGUCAAGGACGCUGUAAGCAGUCUAGCUACAGACCAGGCCACCACGGCAGCACCCUCUGGAGGCAAUCUUAAUUCUUUCACUGUCAUGCAGGAAAUAGACAUUCUGAAAUUCUUUGACAAAGAUGAUUCUGCAGGCCCUGAAAAAACUAGCAUUGUGGUGAAGACCUCUCAGCCUUUUGAAAUGAGAGUGAGGUGUGUGGAAAAGGAGGCAGUACAGGACAGGGUCGCUGUGAAGGUUGAGUUGGAGACCGCUUCCAACUGUGAUGCCACAAGGAGCAAAAUAGAGGCCCAAAUGAGGCAAUUAUGCCCCGAAUUGAACUGCAACUUUGAAAUCUUCCAGGAGGAAAACUCCAAAAAUGUGAUUGUAACUGGAUCAAAUGUUACAGGAGAUGUCAAUGGAAUUGCUGAUAGGCUUGCUGGUAUCAAAGCAGAUCUGGGAGUGGUAACAGCCUCAGCCGAGCAACAGAGCAAUCAGAAGCCAAAGAUACAGUCACCUGCUGUGUUUGUGUCCGUGCUGGUGGCUGGCUUAGCAUUGGGUGCUGGGCUGGUAGGAGGAUACUUGUGGAAGAACCGUCACUCCAACGCAAAGGGCAUGAAACUGGCUGAGGAGUCCAUGAUGCCUGAUGAAGAGAACCAGGGCAACACUUUGGUAUCUGUGGCCCCUCUGAACCCCCCAGAGCCCCAGGAGAAGCCUAGCCUGAAUGGAGAGUCCCCAGAAGCUGUGAAGACCCAGAAUCCCCCUGCAGCUACGAACGGUCACUCCGCCACCAAGACGGCAGACACUGAGCUGUGAGAGCUGUUCAGUACUGCAGGCCCUGGGUUAAAGCCCAUCAUCCCAGCCCCCCUAAACCUAAACCCUGUUCUGUGGACCCUGGCCUACAAAGGACACCAGGGGACUACCACAGCCAAUGCUCCAUCUCCCGUAUUUUCCUUUAUUUUUAUCAAUACGAUUAGCAAACACUGGGGGCCAAGCUAAUUUGUAAAGAGGAUGGUGAUGAUGGUUCUGAUAUGUAGUUUAAAAAUAGUUUGUAAGAUAAAGCCAAUCAAAAUUCUCAACUGUAAACAUGACUCAGACUUUAUGGUGUUAAGUUGUCCAGGCAACGAUGAUGAUGAUAAUGAUGAUGAUGACGAUGGUAAUGCUGAUAUUUUGGUAGGUUCAUAGGAUUGAAUCAAGGCGACAACCAAAUCUUUUUUGCAUAUUUCCAAUUGUUAAAUGCCAUGUAAAGGACGUGUAAGUUUGUGGUAAUAUGCUGAUCAAGUAAUGAUGGUGCUAGUAAUUUUGGUAUUAUAUAAUGAAAUGAUGGUCCUUUAUAAUGUGAAGAACGUGAGAGGUGUGGCCCUCUGAGCUGAUGUUAAAUACUGGCCUGGGUGGAGGACCUUCCACGUGAUUCAUUGAUGGCUCCCAUGACUGCAGUCAGGGUUGGCCUGGGUUUAUCCCUGCUCGUGUCUCAAAGCUUCACAGCUUCUCUCUGAAACCUUCCACAUGGCUCCCUGUCCGAGAACACAUCGUUCCUCUGGUCAUUCUAAAUUACAUGAUGAAGAAAUGCUCAAAAUGAUGAUAUGGGCUUUACGUUUGCUUUUGUAUGUGUGUGUGAGUGUUUACCUCCAUAUGGGUGUAUCAGGGUGUGAAAAUGUAUCGAUUUGAAAGCGAUCAUCGAUUGUGGAAUGCUAUUACCAAGUGUGAGCUAAUUUAUUUGGCCAAAGAAAAAGUUUAGGCAAUUUUCAGAUGUAAAAAUCCCAAAAAGUUUAGUGUAAAUUUACCUGCAUUAUUUACCACACUGUAAAAAUGUUCAGCUUGCAUAAAAAGUUAGUUAUUCUGUAGUCAGAACUAAAAUUAAUAUUUAGUUGAGCUACCAUAACAAUCUAUAUUGCAGUAAGAAGUACAAGUCAAAACUUUUUGAAGGCAGUGUUAGGAGUCUUGCCCAAGGACUGUUAUCUAUACAGUGGGGUGGUCCUACCUACACAGGGUCUCAUAUGCCUUACUACCCCUGCCUUACUACAAAGCCAACAAAUUACAUAAUUAGAUAAUUUAAUGCAGGGCAUGUAGGUUAUACUAUAUGUGCUAAAUGCAGCUAUUGAUGUGACAAGAAGUUGCAAGGAAUUUCCUGUUGGUGUUCAAAAAUUGCAUGAAAUCUAUCUAAUUUCAUCUAAUAAUGCAUUUACAGUAAAAGUACAUAUAUACAUUUGACUCAACUCAGGUGGAUAGGUUUGCAGAGGAAACUGGAAUAAACUCAUUAGAUAUUGUUCAUCAGACUUCUUUGUUUUAAAUGCACCCCAUGUAAGAUUUGUGAAUUUGGAGACCUUUCUGGUUGAAAUGUGCAAUUGCACGCAACUUGUGGAAAAGCAUUAUGUAGUAAACUUGCUGAAGGACGUCUUCUGAGGAUGUAAGUGAAUGAUCUACUAUUGUCAUCACAUCGGUAUAAUGCUGAUUUUAAUUUGAGACCUAAACCUUAAGCCUUCCUCUGCGUGUGACAUUAAUACCUAAAGACGCAUGACGUGGUCCAAAAAACUCCUGCAAAAGCUGACCUGACGGCUCUGACUUUUCAAAUAUGUCAGGCUUUACAGAGUUUUUAUUUCCUCCUGACUCAGUAAUGCUACUUCUUUCAAUUUGAACAAAAAACUUGCGUAGUGCAGCUUUAAGAAAGAAAUCUUAGUGUCAUUGCUCUGCAUUUUUGCAUUUUUUUUUUCUAGUAUAAAGAAUCGUGAUCAAAUCGAAUCACUGUGCGAUUUACACCCGAAGUGUGCAUGUGUUUGAAUGCAUCCAUGUUGAAAGGUUGUUGCGUGUGUAUUAGUUGGAGUGAUAUUUUGAGUGCAUUGCUGUAAGUAUGCAUGUGAACAAUAUGCUCGGGCUAGAAGAUAGUCAUGUACAAGUUUUUGUUUAAAUGACAACGUGAUGACUUGGAGUUAAGGUCUUACAUGGUGCUGGACCUCGGUGAACAACAAAGAACUCCUUUUCGUCACCGCAAACCACCAGAAAACUCCAAAAACUGCCAAAUCCUAUACAACAACCAGUGCUGAGAGGUGACACUUAAAAGGUCUCCUUUUCAAUGGACCGAGAGACAAUUUGGAAACAUGUAUUUGCUUUAUCUUUGUAAACCAGUAUUAUGCUCUUUUGUAAUAUCUGUGUAAUUUGCAUAGUUGUUUAGAUAUAGCGGUUAUCUUGAAACUCGUCCUAGUCUUGUCGUUUUAAUGCAUUUCUUCCAUUCAUUCUUACAUUUGUAGAUCAGCCAUCAGCCAAAGCAAAACUUGAAUAGGAUAAAAACUGCACUGAAAGAAGUGAUGGGUUGAAUUUGCUAGAUUCAAAUGUGUACAUUUUACACAUUUUUCAUGAUGUCUGAAGUACGUUCAAAUGUAUUACUUUUUUCAGUGCAACUGUUUAUGUGUACAUAGACUACCACAGCAAUAGGCACAGUACUGUAAAGGUAAUAGAGUCUCUUAGCUUGGCAGCCAUAAUCUAUCAUCUGGUUUUCUCUUCAAAUCAGCCCAUUUCUGGAAAAGAAAGUGAUCACACAUGCAUGAGCAUGUUACAUACUUUCUUUUGCAUUUUUUUUUUUCACAUGGUUUGUUUACUCAUGCCCCAUCUGAACAUUUCAUUGUUCAGUCAGGCUGGGGAGGGGGGUCUGUGUACUAGAAUUGUAUUAAGCUGAUGACUUUGUUUUUGAUGUAAGUUUGAGAUAUGAAUAAAGUUUUGGAAAGUACAUGUA
Colossoma macropomum (tambaqui) is the source of this 4096-nucleotide messenger RNA. RefSeq lists its product as uncharacterized. Gene Ontology annotation, biological process: cell adhesion. The record is from RefSeq and is a predicted model, not a curated record. Gene Ontology annotation, cellular component: membrane. Bases 139 to 1185 code for a protein of 348 amino acids. NCBI's taxonomy places the organism in Eukaryota, Metazoa, Chordata, Actinopteri, Characiformes, Serrasalmidae. The transcript is spliced from 8 exons.